GUUUGGAACCCAUACUUCAUGAAAGAUUUAGUUUGGGUGGACGAAUUUUGAGGAACUUCCGACUGAAUCUGGGUGGCGCAUAAGCAUCAUGUGGCGUAUUAGGUCACUGCUUCUUGUCGUGUUCUUGGCGUCAUCGAGGUGUCAGAGCAAUUCAGAUUUGAGCAAGCUGGAGAGCAAGAUGCAGGAUAUGGAAGAGAAGUUGUCUGCGGUGUCGGGGAAGCUGACUGAGGCUGAAGGUCAUCUGAAUCUGCUGACUGGCCAGAUGAUGAUGCAACAACUCGCUCACGAGGAGAAGAUAAGAACCGACGGUGGCUCUGGGCUAAAGCAAAACCGAGUCGGCCAUAUCGGAACGCGUCCUUAUCACGCUGAGUCCCAUACUGGAGGCAGGUAUGCGUCCAUCCACAACCACAACAACCACAUCCGAACCAUCGGCAUGGGGGAAGUCGUGGCAGUCCUCAACGGCGUCGAGUUUAAGACAAGGCACAAUGACUUCCAACUGAAGAUGCCUGUGACGAAUGACACAACCUUUAAGGCUGUCGAGGACAUCCCCUACCCUGAAGUCCCCCCAGAGGUACUGAACAAGGCGACACUGGAUGAGCAGAUCAUCGAACUACGUAGAUGGUUCAAGGCAUGGAGCGCCUCUUACUAUAGAAAGAGAGAUUACAGAAAGUACUUCAAGGCCAAUGUUUGCUUCAUGGAAGGUUUCUGGACCCUCCCGGAUGGUUCCGGUAAGGUUGACGAACCCUUUGACAGCGAGCGCCACGCCAUCGACGCCGCAUCCUGGCAUGAAUUGCUCCAAAAGAUCAGAUUUAGUGCUUACACCGGGAGGAAAGACGCUGGAGAGAACUAUGCUUUCUUACCGACCAAGAUUGUUGAUGUCAUCAAUGGCUCCAUUCCUGUUUACGCCCAGUGGAACUACAGGAUAGUAUGCCACCCGAUCAGUCGUCAUAUUCCCCUCAAUGCCUUCCGUGUUAUCGAUGACAUCAACGCCAGAAAGAGGAAUGGCCAAACCAUGAGUGACUUUGCUAUGACAAGAGCUGCAAGGUUUCAGCUGAACCCCAGAGGUAGAAGCAACUGGAAGGAGGGGACUCACCGCCGUGACAUUAUGGAUUCGAUAAUGGAAGAAGUUCCCGGCCUCAACAACGGAGGAGCCAGCCUUGUGGAUGAUGCCUUUGGGUACCAGGCCGUCCCGAUCGGAGCUAGGUCCAACGACCCGGAUGGAAAACCAUUGAAUGUCGCUUAUUACCACCGAUACUUUUCCGAAUUCAAGAAGGGAGCUAUGGGAGGAACCGCAAGGAAACGCGGUUAUUCAGACCUCGAGGUCUUUAUGGCCAUGACGACACAACCACGUGUGGCUUCAUCCAAAACUACGCUAUGCAAGAGAAAGAAUUGCAAAGAAUACGAACAACGCUGGUCCUAUGCCAUCCCCCUGGAGAUCGUUUACACCACACCUCUUAAUAGCUGGAACCCUUUCGACAUCCCGUACAGAGGCCCGUCAAGACAAGACAAGAUUUCGGCGGCGAACAAGAGAAACGGCGGCUUCACUGUAGACACGGCUUUCAACGGGUCUAACAGCGCGCGGUUCUAUCACACGCCAGUAGAAUUCUUCAAAGGGGAUGAGGUUUCUGAAGGUGAUCAAGCCGACACUGCCCUUGACCGUCUUGGACUUCUUGAUAGCAAUGGUACCGUCCGCGCAGUCAAGUCGUCAGGUCUCCGUAUUCAUAUCCCAGAUAUAGAGGGCGUGGGUAUGCUCCGUCAAAGAUGGCCGGUCGCACCCGUUCAUGGUGAGGGCAGCGCUGUCUGGAAGGAGUUAGACGCACUGAAGGACAUAACCAUGGCUUACAAAGACAACUGUGGUCUGUUCUAUGAGAAGGAUGCAUGUCCCGUGGUACCUACCCCUACUAGCGGCACCAACGCCUAGAAUUGCAGUUGAUGCUCCUGAUGUCGCGUUAACAAGCAGUGUUUCCGUAUUAAUGUUUAACCACAUGUAGUCUGCGGCUAGAAUAAAAUGUUGCUUUCUUUA
Molecule: messenger RNA, 2023 nt
Organism: Lineus longissimus
Lineage: Eukaryota; Metazoa; Nemertea; Pilidiophora; Heteronemertea; Lineidae
Exons: 9
Coding region: 89-1921 (610 amino acids)
Source: RefSeq, a predicted model, not a curated record